AUGGACGCGCCGCCCAUCACGCCUGGGGAGCUGCUGUGUCUGGGCUCCAGCCUCGCCUUCUCCGGCCUCUUCUACUACCUGUACAGGAAGAAAGCUAGAGUCGUGUCACGCAUACAGGAGGCCCCGAAGCUCCAGAUUGAUGACGACUUACCAGCACUGGUGUCUGCGGCUGAUGGGAGAUGCCUGCCAUAUGUUGCCCUGGAAGGCAUAGUGCUGCCAGCCAAAGCUGCGCUGCCCAGCCAUUACCAUGAGGGGCUGCAGGGCGUGAUCCAGAAACUGCUUCUGAAAGAGCAUCGGCUGAUCUGGAACAGCUUGGCCCGGAGCUGGAGCGAGAGCGAGCGGGUGCUCUCGGAGCAGGUCUACACUGUCCCCUUCUUGCUGGCCUCGCCAGACACCGAGGCGAUGACGUUCCCCCGGCCGGCCCACGGCUUCCGCGACCUGCUGGGCCAGUACUUGAGCGGGGAGAAGCCCAAGGGCAUCCUGGAGACAGAGGAGAUGCUGCGGGUGGGGGCCGGGCUGACAGGCAUUGGGGAGCUGGCCCUGCACCCUGACGGCUCCCUGCACCUCCAGCCACCGGCCCGGGGAGGCGAGUAUUUCCUGUGCCUGGGGGACUGGCAGACGGUGCUGGCGGAGCUGCAGCAGCCUGAGGACAAGGAGCCGGACAGUGAGGAGGCCGGGGACGGGGGGCCCGAGGACUCCUGCGUGAUCUGCCUGACACGACCCCGCGAGUGUGUCCUCUUGGGCUGCGGCCACAUAUGCUGCUGCUUCCGCUGCUUCCAGGCCUUGCCUGCCCGCCUCUGCCCCAUCUGCCGGGGGCCCAUUGACCGUGUGGUGCCCCUCUACCAAGACUGA
Messenger RNA from Pelecanus crispus (Dalmatian pelican), 852 nucleotides. The record is from RefSeq and is a predicted model, not a curated record. NCBI's taxonomy places the organism in Eukaryota, Metazoa, Chordata, Aves, Pelecaniformes, Pelecanidae.